GCCUAAGGCUGGUAGAGGUCUGACGUUUGAAUACUGCCAAACCAGAUUACGCCUUCUGCAAAAGCCGUACAACCAGUGCCCCAGCGAGCCACCACUGUUCAGCAAGGGUCCACCCACCUGUCACCUGUAUUCGGUUCCGAGCCUGACACUGUGCAGGUGGACAUGUAUUUCGUUUUCUGGGCUCGAUCUGCUACGGGCCAACUAAAGUUGUAAGUGCCAUGACCUUGACACCAAAGGCGGCCUGUACAUUUUGUAAACUCUGAAAAGUCAAUCAGCCACGAGUAUACCUCAGUUUAUCAGACCAUUUUAUUUGAGAAAUGGCGACAGAAGAGACGGAGACAGUGUCCGUGUGUGAGAAGCUGAUGUACGCCUCCGCUACGUUCUCUAUCGACGCGUUAGUCUCCAUCACGGCCAUGUACGGGAACGUCUUCCUGCUGGAAGUAGCUCAGUUACCGCCAAUGCAGACAUCAGGGAUCAUCUUCUCCAGUCUGAUGUGCAUGAUCAUGACCGCACCUGUCGCUGGGUAUCUCAUCGACCGAACGGACACCAGAUGGGGAAAGGUCAAACCAUGGCUCUGGUGUACAUUACCCAUUCAAAUCGUUCUCUACUUCAUGCGGUGGUACGUUCCAGUUUUCCCCGAAGCCGGGCUAGUUUCAUAUUACUUUCUAAUUUGGACAAGCUCCGAGGUUGUACAGUGUUGUUAUUCCGUGGCCAACAAGUCCAAAGUGAUGUACAUGACCACCAACAGCAAGGAAAGGGACUCCAUAACUGCCUACAGAUCGGCUGCGCAGUUGUUCGGGCUGGUUGUCGGGGUGGCGUACCACGGACAGAUCGUCGCUGCGUACGGCCAAGAACUUCACCUGGAAUGCUCCACCGCGUCCAACUCUACAAUACAACCGGCCCAUCUUCAAAAACAGCGCGAGGGUUAUUUGAUCUCUGCAGGCGUGGCCGGCUGCCUGCUUCUGGUCACCACGCUCGCCAGUCUGCUGGGAACCACUGAGCGAUACAGUGGCGCAGCAGAGGAGACAACAGAAAAAGAGCCCAUCUUCCAAAGUGUGCUGGAGAUCUUGAGUCAUCGCCCAUUUCGUUAUCUACAGUGCGUAGAUCUGUUCAUUUGGAUGGCGGUUUUCGGCAUAGAAGCAAACAUAGCCUUGUUCGUGCAGUACUCGCUGGGGCUAGGAUACCAGGUUCAAAACGUCCUGCUUUUGUUUAUGGUGUCUGCCUGUGUCGGCGUGCCUGUGUGGCACUGCCUCAUGACUCACUGGGGGAAGAAGUCUACCCUGGCCUUGGCAGCAACGCUGUUUCUGGGGUUCGCCCUGAGCCUGAUGUUUUUACCCGGUCUGCUGUACGCCGUCCUGCCGCUCGCUGCGUUCGGAGGAUCGCUCUUCGCGCCGUUCGUGCUGAUUCCCUGGAGUAUGCUGCCUGACGUCAUAGACGACUACACGUUAGAGCGAGGCAACAGUAAAGAGUCUCUGUUCUUCGGUGUCUUCUCGUUUUUCAGUAACACGGGGAAAGCUGUUUCCCAGGGACUGACGGCAUUUGCACUCAAAUUAUCAGAUUACAAGACGGGACGAUGUAGCCAGCCCGAGUCAGUCAGCUGGGCGCUCAGGGUGCUGAUCUCCAUCUGUCCGGCCGCGUACUCCGCCUGCGGGCUGAUCUUCCUGUGGCUGUACCCCAUCACGGAGCACGGCAGACUCUCUACUAACAGGUUUCUGCAGAAAAUGCGGGCUAAAGAAGUUAUCCCAACAAAAGGGUCCUCAAAACGGAAAGCGGACCCGGGUACACCCUUACUUGACAGAUGAAGGCCACAAGAAUAUUGAUGAUCUCCUAAGUCGUUUGGAAAUUGAAGUUUAUUAGGGAUCCCUUCAUACGCAGGAGUCCAGCAGAACCAGGUGGAAUGAAAAACUGGAAAAUCGCGUCACAUUCGGGAAACCCUAGUUAUACAACCUACACACUAGUGGCGAAGUAAGCUGGGAUGCAACCUGGAUGAAAUUUUUUUAUAUACUCGAAGUGUAUUUUUUCAAAAUUCAGGGUGUAUUCCAUAUACUCAGUCCUACUUCGGUUCUUGCUUCAUAUUUGAUAUCAAACCCCUGAUAUCCAGAAUAUUAUAUAUUCCCCAAUGAUGUUGACUUAGCUCAUUGAUAAUGAAAAAAAGAAUCCUCAUUUGCAUCUCAGUUGAUGAUCUUCUCGAACCAAACAAUAAAAGUUGUCCAAAGUGUAAAAAUUCUUCUUAUAACAAAUACCAUCAUAGUAUGUUGUCAUUUAUCAUGCAAAUAAGGCACUAAUUUGCAUGAUUUAUGUAUAGUUGUAAUGAUGUGCAGUACAGUAACCCAAAACUUUUGAGUGGCUCCCAUGAGUCUUGUUUCGUGAUGAAUAUGAAGUAAAUUUAAAAAAGACAUAGUAUAAAGUGUACGACAGGGUGUUUCUUCUGCCAAAAGUACUUGCAGAGGAACUGUGACGGACGAACUGGCGUCCGUGGGGUAAUCCCGGCUAUCGGUAAAGAAGAUUGCCCACGGCAGACCUAGAGGGAUGGUUAAAUUCAUGGCCUUAUGUUUCGCUGUAAUUAGCUGAUAUAGUCUUAUAUACAACACUGCUAUGCCUUACAUGGUACCUGUUAAAAUUGUUGUGCAGUAAAUGUUGACUUGACUUGUAGGUGUCUGCCUGUGUCGGCGUGCCUGUGUGGCACUGCCUCAUGACUCACUGGGGGAAGAAGUCUACCCUGGCCUUGGCAGCAACGGUAGGGUAUGAUGUUGUUUCACGCAGGUUUCAUGCAAACGUUUUAUC
Messenger RNA from Branchiostoma belcheri (Belcher's lancelet), 2784 nucleotides. Its product is annotated as sodium-dependent lysophosphatidylcholine symporter 1-B-like. The transcript has 15 exons. Bases 318 to 1802 code for a protein of 494 amino acids. The record is from RefSeq and is a predicted model, not a curated record. NCBI's taxonomy places the organism in Eukaryota, Metazoa, Chordata, Leptocardii, Amphioxiformes, Branchiostomatidae. Gene Ontology annotation, biological process: carbohydrate transport. Gene Ontology annotation, molecular function: symporter activity. Gene Ontology annotation, cellular component: membrane.